CAGAGCAAACCACAAUCGUGUGUUAAUAACCAGUAGCACAUAGUGCUACAUCGUAAUGGGUUCUCUUUACUGAUGGAGAAACAGAAUUGUGAAGUCUAUACACCCUCCAACUGGACAUUUCCUGGAUAUACCGGACAGGUGUGAAUACAGGUGUAUUUAGACAGUGCUGUUUUCUUCGUAACAACACAGGCAGGUUGCAGUUUACAUGUAAGUGAGAUGUCACUCAGUUUGUUGAGGCUAUGGCUACCACUUGGACCCCCACCACCGACCGAAUGGCCGCGAACCACGACCUAGCAUCAGACCUGAUAUCCGCGGUGGACAAUGUCUCCAAGACGCUUCUCUCCAACACCUCUGCCGACACGAACCAGACGGACCAGCACCGCUCAUGGAACCUGCCGUUCUCGGUGACCAUGGCGACGAUCCUGUCGAUCUCGUCGUUCCUGUCGAUCGUGGGGAACCUGAUGGUGAUCACGGUGGUGGUGCGUCACCGCGGGAUGCGCACGCGCACCAACCUGUUCCUCGUGAACCUCGCCGUCGCCGACUUCUGCGUGGGGGCGGUGGCCGUGCCCUUUGCCAUCGUGACCCUCAUCAAUGGGCGUUGGGUGCUGGGCGACGUGCUGUGUCAGAUCGAUGGCUUCGUCAACAUCUUCUUCCUCGUGGCGUCCAUCCACACGCUGAUGUACAUCAGCAUCCACAAGUACUACUCCAUCACGAGGCCGUUCAGUGACUCCAUACAGCUCAACAAGGUCGUUCUCAUGAUGGCCGCCACGUGGAUCUGGGCCGGCAUCAUGGGCACCAUCACCAUCUCCGGUCUCAACUACGUCUACUACAAGCCGGGGACGUCGCAGUGUGGGCCGUCGUACCCCCACGACAUCAAGGGCUACAUCCACCACGGCGUCACCCAGGUGACGUGUAUUUUCAUUCCACUGUCCAUCAUGGUGUUCUGCUACGUGCGCAUGUUCAAGGAGAUUCGCGAACACUCGAAGCGCCUGCAGCUGAACUCAACCCUGGAGAAGGACGUGGUGUUGUCCCAGCAGAAGAGGGUGGCCAUAACGCUCUUCAUCGUGCUCGCCUGCUUCGUGCUGUGCUGGAUUCCGUACCACAUCUACGCUUCGUAUGUGUCCUACAGGAAGGACAAGGCGCAUUUCUCAGAGUUCGUGAAUCCACUGGCAUAUAUGCUUGGCUAUAUGAACAGUGCAUUCAACCCAAUCAUCUACGCGUUCCGCAGUCCUUCAUUUCGAGAGGGUUAUAAGGAGAUUUUGUGUCAAACGCCAACAUAUGUGGUUACUGAUGAGACCAUUGCUGAAGGAACUCCUCAUUUAUUUCGAAGAAUGUCCUCAGUUUUCUCAUCCCCAAUGCAGAGAUCACAAUCGGCUCCUGACACAGCCAUCAGAAAGUUGUCAUCGACGAGCGUUGCCAGUAGUAACACUGUGGACACUCGGUCAAAAUUUCUACACCAGAAGAGUUUGACCGAGCUCAUGAGGUCUGCGGCCAAGUUUGGGAAGGGUAGUUCCAUCAUUGAAAGCAAUGGCUCUGUCGUCAUCAUGAAGGGUGGCAAGAUUGUAAGCAUUCGCAGUGAAAACAGACUUUCACAAAGAAACCCGACUUUACCACAUGGGCAGAAGACACCAGCUAAUGGAUGUUCUAAAAAUCCACAAAAAAUAAAUGGCAACAAUAUCGAGUUAAUGCAUAAUAGCAGUGACAUGGAAUUAGCUCCCUUGGUUCAUAAUGACAGUGAUUUAGAAUUAACUCCCUCAAUGCAUGAUAGCAGUGACAUGGAGUUAACUCCCUUGAUACGUGAUGAUGUGAGGACAGAAAGACAAGAAUCAUAUGGGACUGACGAUGUCUUUGAGGAGACGGUGAAUUCAUGCUGCAUUGGUGAUGAGAUUAAAACUGAAGCAUCAGUUAAGAGUAACACUUCAGCAAUUGCUGUUGAUUCUCCAAUUGCUGAAAAUGUUACGGAAGAAAAGAAAAACUGUUGUGCAGAAAUAUCUAGGACUAUUUCUCCCGUUUCGAAGAUUCAGUGCUGUGAUAAAACUACAAAAUCAGAACCUAAUAACAAGGGCUCUUGUCAAAAUCAAACAAACUGUGGUAUUAUAAUAAACAUUGAUGAAGAUGACAGUGUGCUCGGGGUCAUGCCUUUGUCCCCUCACACCAAACAUAAAAUAGCUCGCAGUGACCUGUUUCUCUUCAAAGAGCAACCAAGAGCUUUGACCAAAAAUUCUUCAGCAAAGAGUCACGAAAAUAUGUUGAGACCUUUCACACGUUUACCCUCUGUUGAACACCUUGACCUUCCAGUGUCAAUGUCAAGGUCAGUGAGUGACACAAAUAUGAAAUCUAAAUCUGCACUUCUAACACGCAGGAGAUUGACGUUUAGUAAGAUUGAGAAUGAAACGAAUGAUGUACAGUUAGCGAAAUCAAAUUCACAACAAUUUGUGAAAAAGUCAAAUUCAAAAGCUUUGUGACCAAUGGAGAGCUGUUUGUUACUAUGUUAGUGUUUGGUGCCUAAUGUUUAGGCUUUGUUACUCAACAGACUAAGUCAAAGUAAUAAUAGUUUUCUGGCAAUUCUACUUAAUAUGAACGAGAAUAAAUAAACAUAUAUUUUUAUUGAUAUUUAAAAUUUAAUAUACUGCAAAUAAAUUUAUUUUGAACUCAUUACAUACACAUACUAUGAAUGAAAUGAAUAAUAUUUGUAAUUUUUUCAAACAUGAAAAAUUAAUGACAGAUACUUCUUAAAGUUUGGUUACUGUAGCAGCUUAAAAUGAGACAUUUUUAGUUAUUCUAUUCAACUUGAUUUUAAAAACAAUUGGUAUAAAAUUAUUACAAAUCCUAUAAACAAUUUCUAGGUAGGGUACCGGUAGGUUGGCUUUUUAAAACAAAAUAUUUUUAUUAAAACUACAUUCACCCCUAUGGGUCCAGAUGAACUGUUAUGUAUUUUUUUCACCUAUAUAUUAAUAAAAUAAAUAAAAAAUAAUGAAAAACAAAUAAUAAUACAUUGAACAAAAAUGAAGAUUUGCCCAUUUUACAGAGUUCAUGGAAACACCUUUUUUUUUAAAAGUACCACAAUAAUGAAACACCAAUUUUGCUAUUUUUUGGUCUCUAUAUACAUGUAUAAUGUUUACAAUGUGUAUGAAUCCUACCAAAUUUUUAAAAGAAUGGACAGGCCGUUUUUUAUAUACCGGUUUUUGUAAUAUUAUAAUCGAUCACAUUUUUAGCCCUGCCUGGAAAAAACUGUAAUCUACACACCCAGUUAUGUAAUGAUUUCAAAUUCUAAUUUCUAUUAUUGUUUAGAUAGAAUAUACCAAUCUGCCAUAUUGAACAUAUUAACAGAAACAAUGCUACCAAAUGUGUUAUAAUUGGGGUAAUCCGUCAUAUUGAACAUAUUAACAGAAACAAUGCUACCAAAAUUAAUGUGUUAUAAUUGGGGCAAUCCGUCAUAUUGAAUAUAUUAACAGAAACAAUGCUACCAAAUGUGUUAUAAUUGGGGUAAUCCGUCAUAUUGAACAUAUUAACAGAAACAAUGCUACCAAAAUUAAUGUGUUAUAAUUGGGGCAAUCCGUCAUAUUGAACAUAUUAAGAGAAACAAUGCUACCAAAUGUGUUAUAAUUGGGGCAAUCCGUCAUAUUGAACAUAUUAAGAGAAACAAUGCUACCAAAUGUGUUAUAAUUGGGGUAUUGUAAAAGUUCCUUAUUCGUCUGCUCUUAUUCAGGUAUUGUAGGAUUCCUUGUUUAUGUAUUUUUGUUGUCUGUGAUGUUUACUAUGUAUAGUGAUGAGUUAUUGUUUUACUUGGCAGUAAAUUCAGACAACAGUUGUAAUUAGCAUAAUGCAUCUUUUAACUUGAUGUAUCUAUAUAGUUUUUAACAAAGACAGUCAGUUCAAAUGGAAUCUGAUUUCAUAGGGCAUACGUUUCCAUAACAAUGUUGGAAUUUCAGUUUAUGCUUGCCUGGGUUCUUUAAAAACUGAAGUCUGCAAUGACGACACUUUGUCCAUUGGCCAUUUUAUUACAAGUGUUUUUCAUAAUAAUAAUAAAUGUCAUAAGUUAUUCCCCUUGGCAAUGUAUAAUAUGGACACAUCCAUUUACGGCUCGAACAUGUCUGCCAUUGACACCUUGGCCAGUAAAUAAAGUUCAAAUUUGUUUUGUUUAACGAUGCACACUAGAACACAUUGAUUUAUUAAUCGUUGGCUAUUGGAUGUCAACAUUUUGUAAUUCUGACAUAUAGUUUUAGAGAAGAAACCUGCU
Messenger RNA from Gigantopelta aegis, 4240 nucleotides. RefSeq names its product tyramine receptor 1-like. NCBI's taxonomy places the organism in Eukaryota, Metazoa, Mollusca, Gastropoda, Neomphalida, Peltospiridae. Gene Ontology annotation, biological process: G protein-coupled receptor signaling pathway. Gene Ontology annotation, molecular function: G protein-coupled receptor activity. The coding region runs from base 240 to 2465 and encodes 741 amino acids. The transcript is spliced from 4 exons. The record is from RefSeq and is a predicted model, not a curated record. Gene Ontology annotation, cellular component: membrane.